AUGCAAACUCGAAUAUCAAAAGAUCAAAAUGCAAAAAUUCAUCAAGAUUCCAGUCAAAUAAAGUCUUCUUUUCGUAAUAAUACUACAUUAAAUACUGCUAGCAAUGAUUUCGAAUCAGUAAUUAAAUUAGUUGAACCCGAAAUUGAUUUAUAUGCAUGUCUCAUCAAUGAACAAUUCCAUUCAUUAGAUUUGUAUAAACGAUUAAAAACGGGUAAUAAUUUAUCUCAUUGUUCAAAAACAACCACUGAAGCAGGUGCCUAUAAAACAUCAACAAUGACCAAAACCUGCACAGGAAAUGGAAAUCUUUUAUUACAACAAACUGAAGUUGAAACGUGGGUGAUCAAAGACAAAGCUAAAGGCAAUUAA
This is a messenger RNA of Rotaria sp. Silwood2, 366 nucleotides long. Lineage: Eukaryota; Metazoa; Rotifera; Eurotatoria; Philodinida; Philodinidae. The record is from the annotation of a GenBank genome assembly.